CCUCUCCGUAUCCGCAAUGAUUUUUGCACUUCGUCUCGUGUGCUCGUGGCAUCCGUGACCCCAAAUCCACACGAGGACGGCUUCAUUUGGACGAGCACGCACACAAGUCCACCGCCCGAACAGUAAAUAGUUAUAGUAGCACGCACUACGAGGCCACGAACGGUGCCUGAAAUCCCAAAGGAACACCAACCAAAGCCUCCACGCAUCUUUGUUCACGUGCCACGGCAAAGGGUGAAACCGUUCACGGGCUCGCGCACAGCUCGUGGAUAAAAUGCCUCCACGACGGCCGUCAUGGUGAACUGAAACCAGCACACUGCACACCUCCAUCGUCCCGAGGAAGAUCGAUCGACGAGCAGCGAUGAGCCGACGCACAAGGCGCGGCGACCGGCAGCAGCAGCAGCAGCCGGCGGCUCGUUCCACGACCGUGUCCAACAAUCCCAUCUUCUUCGUGCACGACGGCGUCGACGACGACGAGCCGGUUGAGUUCGCCAAGCCGCUGCCGCUGCCGCUGCCUCCGAGCAGGGCGAACCCGCAGCCUGAGGGCUCGCGGCUGGCACCCGGUUCCACGUUCAUGGCGAGCCGAAACGGGAGCGGCUGGGUCCUGAGGAGGGUGCACCACCACGACGACCCGUUCCUCGCCGCCUACGUGGCCUGCACCAAGAGCGGCGGCGGCAAGGUCGACGCCGCUCCGGCGAAGCGGCAGCAGAAGAAGAAUGAGAACAGAGGCGAUGCCGCUGUACAGGGGUGCGGCAUUUGGAGCGGCUGGACGGCGGCGGGGGCGAAGUACGCCGGAGCGAUGUCGUGUAAGUACGGCUGCGACGUCGCCUCCGCGCAGGGCGACGAUCCCGCCGCGUCCCCGGUGCCCAGGCUGCACCUGUCGCGGCAGCUCGUGGUGAUCCCGGCCAAGAAGAGGGCCCUGCAGCCACGGGAGCGGGCGCAUGGCUGAAGGAGGGUCAUGUGUGGUGCGCCCUCAUGUGAAUAACCAAUGUAACGGUCCAUACUACUGCAGUGUGUGAAACUGUGAAGAAACAUACAUGUAAACUAGUAUGUGUAUAUUUGUUUUUUUACGGGAGAACUUGUAUGUGUAUAUUGCGCUGCGAUCCAUCGUAUAGACGAAACAUGAAUUCAACUUACCGUUUGA
Molecule: messenger RNA, 1141 nt
Organism: Hordeum vulgare subsp. vulgare (domesticated barley)
Lineage: Eukaryota; Viridiplantae; Streptophyta; Magnoliopsida; Poales; Poaceae
Exons: 1
Coding region: 359-946 (195 amino acids)
Source: RefSeq, a predicted model, not a curated record